GCCGGUUGGAUCACUUGGAUGGAAACCCUAACUUUAAUUUCAUUCUUGAAAAUGAAAACAAAGAGAAAUGCUAAUUUGUCUUCGUUGUUCACUAAAAUGAGUUGGAAGAGACUACGGACAGCAAUCUCUACUCCCAUUUCGCCCAUUUUUGCGGCGGAGGCAGGUACGGUUUCUUCUGAGCCCUCACUGCGUGCUUUUCAUUCUCGCCCACAAACAGUUUCUUCGAAUCAAUCCAAAUUCAAAAAAAGCUCUAAUGAUUUAGACGAUGCCCUAAAGUUACUCCGUCAAAUGGCUCAUAUCAGCCCCUUGCCUUCUGUUAUUGAGUUCAACAAACUGCUUUGUAGAAUUGUGAAAUUGAAGCAUUAUUCGGCAGUUGUUUCCCUCUUUCAAGAAAUGCGCAUUAAGGGCAUCCCAAUCGAUGUGUAUACCAUUAACAUUCUGGUGGAUGUGUACUGCCGCUCUAGUCGAGUAGAUUGCGGGUUUUGUGUACUUGGUGUGGUCUUCAAGUGUGGAUUAGAGUUUAAUGUGGUAACAUUCAACACUCUGAUCAAGGGUCUCUUUCUGGAUAAUAAGAUUGUUGAGGCUGUAGGGCUAUUCAAGAAGUUGGUGAGGGAAAAUAUGUGCAAAGUUGAUCAAAUUACUUAUGGUACUGUUAUAGAUGGGCUUUGCAAGUCGGGCCAUACACAAAAUGCUCUUGAUUUACUUAUAGUAAUGCAAGAAGAGGGACCUAAGCCUGAUACUAUAGCCUAUAGCACUGUAAUUGAUUCUCUAUGCAAAGACAGAAUGGUUGAUCAGGCUCUUGGCCUUCUCUCUGAGAUGAUUGAAAGAGGUGUUCCCCCGAAUAUCUUCACAUACACUUCACUGAUUCAAGGCCUUUGCAAUUUUAGCCGAUGGAAAGAGGUUAUGAAGUUAAUGAAUGAGAUGGUGCUACAUAAUGUAUAUCCAGAUGUGUAUAUUUUCAGUAUAUUAGUGGAUGCCCUCUGUAAGGAGGGGAUGUUGGAAAGUGCGGAAACUAUCAUUCAGAUCAUGAUUCAAAGGAACACUUAUCCUAAUGUCGUCACAUACAACCAUCUUAUUGAGGGGUACUGUUUGCAAGGACGGAUGGAUGAAGCGAGGAAAGCUUUUGGUCGGGUGGUAGAAAGUGGCCUUCAACCUAAUGUUUGGGCCUAUAGCACAUUAAUUAAUGGAUACUGUAAAAUAAAAGAAAUGGAUGAAGCGAGGAAAGUUUUUGGUCAGAUGGUUGAAAGUGGCCUUCAACCUGAUGUUUGGACCUAUAACACAUUAAUUAAUGGAUACUGUAAAAUAAAAGAAAUGGAUGAGGCCAUGCAUCUGUUUUGUGAAAUUCCUCAAAAAGGGUUUCAUCCUAAUGUUGUUACGUAUAACACAAUGUUGCAGGGGUUCUUUCUGGUGGGUAGAUGUUCUGCUGCACUAGAACUUUUUCAGGAGAUGCUGGUUGCUGGACAUAAACCAGAUUCUUGCACUUCAUGUGUCUUACUUGGUGGUUUGUGUGAUAAUGGACUUGUUGAACAGGCGAUGUCAGUCUAUCAUCAGUUAGAUAGAAACGGAAAUGGUUCUCAUGUUUAUGAUACUCUCAUAAUUGAUAAGGUCUGCAAGAUAGGACGGCUUAAUAUUGCACGCGAUGUAUUCAAUGACCUCAUCUCUAAAGGGCGACGCCUAAAUGUGAAGACGUACACUGUAAUGAUAAAUGGGCUCUGUCGAGGAGGAUUUUUAGAUGAAGCCUUAGAGUUAUUAAGGAAAAUGGAGAAGAAUGAUUGCUUACCAGAUACUGUGACUUAUAAUGUUAUUUUGCAAGAAUUUGUUAGAGAGAAAAAAUGCCACGAGGCAAAUCUACUUUUGGAUGAAAUGGUUGGUAAGGGUAUUUCUCUAGAUCGCUGCACAUUUUUCUUCUUAAACGACUUACUUGCACUUAAAACUGGAGAUGAGACUGUACUAAAGGUGAUACAGAAAUUUGCUGCAAAUCAUGUAAAGUAACUACAUAUUUGAAAUCUUUUAGCUUCUCUGCUUGUUCAUGCAUUGCUACUUUUGGAGGAACGUUUUCAGGGAUUUCAUUAGUACCUACUAGGGUGGACAUCCAACUGACUGUACCAUGAAGUUUGUGUUCUAUCUUCGUGUUCACUAAUGUGUUUUGAAUAUAUGUAUAUAUAUAGUGGCAAUUUUUUCCCUUUCAUUUCCUUUUGUCGGAAAAAUAGUAUCCCUGCAAACUGGGAGGAGCUGCAGUGUUACUUUGAUCCUAAAAAACCAGUGUAAAAUUCUUCAAAGAUGUAUAUGUGUAUACAUAUUGCCAUACAGAUUCAGUUACAUCUCUAGGAAGGGAUUUGAAACAUUCUUAGAUAGGCUAAAGCUUUGCAUCUUGGAUUUUGGGCUCACAAUUCAGGGUAAUAAAUCUGAAGAAUUGCCAGAGCAGAUGUUAUGUUGUGUGAGACUGAAUUAAAUUGAUUAUGUAAAUUAUCAGCAGCUAGG
Messenger RNA from Ipomoea triloba (trilobed morning glory), 2481 nucleotides. RefSeq names its product putative pentatricopeptide repeat-containing protein At1g12700, mitochondrial. Gene Ontology annotation, molecular function: protein binding. The transcript has 2 exons. NCBI's taxonomy places the organism in Eukaryota, Viridiplantae, Streptophyta, Magnoliopsida, Solanales, Convolvulaceae. The coding region runs from base 19 to 1992 and encodes 657 amino acids. The record is from RefSeq and is a predicted model, not a curated record.